This is a messenger RNA of Naegleria lovaniensis, 3438 nucleotides long. RefSeq lists its product as uncharacterized. The transcript has 6 exons. The coding region runs from base 1 to 3438 and encodes 1145 amino acids. Gene Ontology annotation, molecular function: DNA translocase activity; ATP-dependent chromatin remodeler activity; ATP binding. Lineage: Eukaryota; Heterolobosea; Eutetramitea; Acrasida; Naegleriidae. The record is from RefSeq and is a predicted model, not a curated record.
AUGAUGGACAAUAACAGCAGCUCAGACGAUGAUCUUGUACAACAGAAGUUACCUAAAACAAUUCAAAAGGCAGCAAAUUCCAAGUUAUCAUCACCACUCCAUACCAAUGGCGUGUCUGUUAAUGCCAAGCCAGGGAAUCAAACAAGCACACAACAACGAUCAACGCUAACGAUUAGAAGAAAAACUAACAGCAGUUUAGUAAAACCACUAACAUCAGAACCUGUUGAGUCCAAUAAGCCUUGUCUUCCAACAGUAAUUGAAAUUUCAGACAGUAGUUGUGAUGAGAGCAACAACAUGAAUACGGACGACGAUGACAAUGUUUCAUUGGAAUUGAAAUACAUUCUCAUUGAAAAUAGCGAUAGUAGUGAGGAUGAAGAAGAGAUGUAUCUGGAACAUUCACAACAACCCACUAAGCACGAAACAUCUUUCAAUCUUAUUGAUCUCAAUGAAUCAAGAGAGAACAAGAGAAAAGCAACAUGCAUGAACAACAGUGAUGCUGACUUGAAAAGCGAUACCACGGACGACGAAAAAGUAUCUUGCACACCAGUUCGUAAAAGGUUGAAACGAAGACCUUCAAGAGCGGUCUCACCACAACAGAUGAAUAGGCUUAAUAAUACCGCCUCUAGUAGUAGCAGUGCAACAUCUCAGAAAGUGGUUGCUAAAGUUCCAACAUCAAAAGCUAACACUUCAGCACCUAAAAAAACGCUCUCCUCCAAGAAAAAAGAACCAGAGCUAUCAGAAGAUAGUGAGGAAGAGAUUGAAUUUGAUCAGGAAUCUUCAUCAGAAGAAGAGCAAGAUGAAGAAUAUAAUGAGCCAGUAGACGAUGAUGAAAUUGAGGAUUAUUCUUCUUCAGAAGAGGUGAUUGAUGAAAUUUCUGAAACAAGCGAUGAAGAAAUGGAAGAUAUCAGAUCUUCUAAAAGAAAGCAGAAAACAACCAAGAAUAAUCAAAUUAAGGUUACCAAACCAGCAUAUGAAAAGAAAGUUGUUGCACCUACAAGCUCUUCUGUUUCAAAGAAGAAUCAGCCUUCCAGAAAGCCAUCCACCUUGCAAGAUUUAAACAAGCUUGAGAAUGGAUGGUCAUUUGAUGUCAAGAACAAUCAAUAUGUUUUGGAACUGGACGGGAAUCCUUUUGGAUUUAUCGUUUCAGCUAAAAUUUAUGAAGGUCUCUAUCAUCACCAACAGAUAGGUGUCAAAUGGCUCACAGAAAGACAUUUUGAUUCUAACUUUAAUGGCGGUAUUUUGGGAGACAAGAUGGGUCUUGGAAAGACUGUACAAAUUUCCUCAUUUAUCCAUGGACUGUUUCUUUCUAAGAAAGCAAAGCGUGUGGUUGUUCUCUGUCCAAAUAGCGUGAUUGGUAACUGGAAAAGAGAGCUUGAAAAAUGGUCUGAUGAUACAAUUCAAGAUGUUGUUGUUUUUCAUAAUGUUGGAAGUAACAAAGUUCAAAACAAAAAGAGAAUCAGCAUGGUUGAGCAAUUCAACAGAGCAGCAAACAAUGGAGGUGCUGUAUUGCUUUCCACACUGCAAACAAUAAGCAAUCACAUGGACUUUUUAAAGAAGGAAUUUGUUGACGACAAGCUUAUUGAUUCAGUAAUUAUUGAUGAGGCUCACAAGAUCAAGAAUUCUAAAUCCAAAUGCCACAUUCAGAUUGCACAACUUCCAAGCAAAUCGAGAUUUGCUUUAACUGGUACUCCAAUUAUGAAUCGUUUAAACGAGCUUUACGCUCUUUUUUCAUGGAUGUUUGAGGACAAACUACUAGGCACCCAAAAAGACUUUAAUGAAACCUACGCCAUAGCCAUCAAUAGGUCUACAAAGAGAGACGCCAGACUUUUUGAAAAGCAACUAGGUAACAUUCGUGCAGACUGUUUGCGUGAAAAAAUCAAACCAUACCUACUCAUGCGUGAAAAGAGUGAAACAUUAAAGGUAGACAAUCAACUCUUCAAGACUGACGGUAAAAGCGCAAACACUUCUUCCAGAAUUGGGCAAAAGAAUGACUUGGUUUUGUGGAUUACAUUAACAGAAGAGCAAAAACAAAUGUACAAAGAUUAUAUUAGCUCUGAAGAAGUUAAGAGAGUUCUCAAUAGGACUCAAAAUCCUCUUGUUGGUAUUACUGUCAUGAAACAAAUAUGUGACCAUCAUAUCAUGUGCCGUGGAUACAAUGAAAUGCAAAAGCAUAAAGAGCAAGCUUUGAAGCAAGCUGCAAAGGAACAGGCAAUGGAAGAAGACCAAUUAAAUGCUGAAGACAUGAAGGAUUUUAUUGAAGAAAGCGACGAUGACCAAGAUGCAAUCAUGGGUGCGGAUUAUGGCAUUCUUGAUGCUGAUGAGCUUGAUGAAAAAACCAAGAAGGCAAUCGAAAGAAGAUUGAAAAAAGCUGAGGAGGCUCGAAUUUUAAAAUAUAUUCGAGAUGAACCAGUGGAUGACCUCAUUAGUGCUAGUUGCAAAGUUAAAAUUGUUCAAGAGUUAAUUUUGAAAAAUAGAGAGGACGGCCAUCGCUUAUUGAUAUUCUCAUCAUUCACUAGAAUGCUUGAUAUUAUUGCAAUUCUGCUCAAGAGCUUGGACUUGAAAUUUAAUCGUAUUGAUGGCUCUGUUACCAGCUACAAAGAACGAACGAGAUUGGUGGAUGAAUUCAACACAGAUGAAGAUAUUGAUUGCUUUUUACUAACCACACAGGCUGGAGGAGUUGGACUCAACUUGGUUGGUGCCUCAAGAGUCAUUAUUAUUGAACCUAAUUGGAACCCACAACUAGAUGAACAAGCCAUCGAUCGAGUCUAUCGUAUUGGACAGCGUCAGAACGUGAUUGUUUAUCGUCUCAUCACAGCAGGAACCAUUGAAGAAUAUAUUUAUGGUAAACAAAUAGCCAAGAACACCAUUUCCAGAACUGCUACAGUGGAGUCGAAUCAGUAUCGUUAUUUUGGAGAAGCCGACUUGCAAGAGAUGUUCACCUUGAAAGAUACAACGAUCAGUAAAACAUGCAAAAGGUUGAACAAUAUUCACAAAGAUGAGCGAAAGGAUGCACCUGGUCUUGCAGACCACAUCAAAUUCCUCGAAGAUUUGGAUGGACUGAUUGGCAUUUCUGAUCAUGACGUACUUUUCCAAAAAGAAGCAGAUGAUGUUGAUGAAGACUUGGCACUUCAAGAAGAGCUUAAACGACAGCAUCAACAAGCUCAAAUUAGAAAAGCUCGUGAGGAGUAUAUCCAACGACUACUGGCUGCACGUGAAAACCUACCUGUGGCUAGCAGUGUCCAAGAUAAGGUUUCCUCUUUUGGUAGUCAGAACAGCCAAUCCAUUGCAGUGCCAACGAGUAGUAGCGAUUCUACAAGUUCACAAUCAAGAGACAACAAUCGAGAAGAUUUGACAGUACUUGCCAAGAGACUACAACUCCAACUUGAACGAGCUUUGAUGCAAAAAGAUCAAAGCCAACGACAACAGAAAUGGAUUUGA